AUGACAACAAUGUUCGUCCAACUGCGCCGUGUAGUGUACCUGUUGGUACUUCUGCAAUGCUGUACAUGUUUGGCCCCUGUAGAGGCAAGUGGUGACAUGGGAGAUGUACAUGAUGAACCUAAAAAGGUAGGUGAGGAAAAAUGGCAAGAGGGGCUGGAGAUGUUGGUGGAUUCAGCGUAUGUUAUGUUUGUGCAAGGGCGCGGUUGUUUGACCGUCUGGAAGGAAGUCGCGGUGGAAUGCAACAAAAGUACCAAGGGGCUACCUACCGUUGUCAAAGGGAUCGAGGGGCCUGUUAAAGAGUUAGAAGGUAUUAAGGUGUUUGUUGUCAGUCCAGUAGAAGCAAAAAAAGUUGAUGGUGUGGUGGAGCGGAUUUUUACGGCAGUACAAGCUACCGUGGACGCAGCUUACGGGACGGUCGUGUCAGAAAAAGUGACGUGGUGGGUAGCAAGGAAUUGUUUGACCACAAAGGAAAACUGGGAAGGAGAGAAACAGCGAUUUGCAUCAAUCAAAGAUCAUUUUGCGGAUGCACUCGGCAAAACACUGAAUGAGACGAUGGAAAGAUUAACACUCGUCAAGAACAGCAGUAAAAUAUACGAGGAGAUGGGUUUUCUCGAGGGGAAUCUCACUGCAUACAAUUGGGAGAGCAACUACAUGUUGGGGAAGACCCUUGAAGAGGUAAAGGCGGCGAAACAGAAGAUAGAUGCCGCAUAUACAGAACUAAAGAGGAUAGAGGACCACAAAGAGGAGACGGCAGAGGAGUACACUGCGAUAAAAAGAAAAAUCGCUGAAUUCAAAGACAAGGUUAAGGGGAAAUUUGACGAGGUGGAAAAAUUGGCGCGAAGGACGCCACUCAGAAGAAAUCUGGGGGAUACUAAACAAGCCGUUGAAGAAAAAUUGAAGAAGGCAAGGGAUGGAGCGGCGCGGGAAGGGGCUGAGACUGUAAAGGAGGAAGUCAAAAAAAUGGUUGAAGAAGAACUGGCCCAAAGAGAAAGAGAAGCCGAGGAGAGAAGGGUGCAAGAACAAGCCCAAAGGGAAAGAGAAGCCGAGGAGAAAAGGGUACAAGAACAAGCCCAAAGGGAAAGAGAAGCCGAGGAGAAAAGGGCAAAAGAACAAGCCCAAAGGGAAAGAGAAGCCGAGGAGAAAAGGGCAAAAGAACAAGCCCAAAGGGAAAGAGAAGCCGAGGAGAAAAGGGCAAAAGAACAAGCCCAAAGGGAUAGAGUGGCGCAGGAGAAAAAGGAAAAAGAAGAACAGCAGAAACGGGCAGCGGAUGAGGAAAAGGUAAGACAGGCAAAGGAAGAGGCGAUGAAGAAGGCAGAAAAGAUUAAGAAAAAUGACAGCAGCCCUGUAUUGGUGCGCAGUCCAUUGAUGCUGCUUCUUUUUCUGAUUGGUGCGUUGGGUUGCAAUUUCGUGUGCUAA
Trypanosoma theileri is the source of this 1416-nucleotide messenger RNA. Its product is annotated as transglutaminase. Lineage: Eukaryota; Euglenozoa; Kinetoplastea; Trypanosomatida; Trypanosomatidae. The transcript has a single exon. The coding region runs from base 1 to 1416 and encodes 471 amino acids. The record is from RefSeq and is a predicted model, not a curated record.